Nematolebias whitei (Rio pearlfish) is the source of this 2654-nucleotide messenger RNA. It is a transcript of the gene kcnn3, whose product is annotated as potassium intermediate/small conductance calcium-activated channel, subfamily N, member 3. The transcript is spliced from 9 exons. The coding region runs from base 1 to 2502 and encodes 833 amino acids. Gene Ontology annotation, molecular function: calmodulin binding; small conductance calcium-activated potassium channel activity. Gene Ontology annotation, cellular component: neuron projection; plasma membrane; neuronal cell body. Lineage: Eukaryota; Metazoa; Chordata; Actinopteri; Cyprinodontiformes; Rivulidae. Gene Ontology annotation, biological process: potassium ion transmembrane transport. The record is from RefSeq and is a predicted model, not a curated record.
AUGGAGCCUCCCCCUUCUCUGAGCUUGUCUCUGCUUGGAGGAAGCGAGGAUGAGGACCAGCGCUUCCUUCUCCCCAUAGGCAGCAUAUCCCAUCCUUCUACCGCUGGCAACCAGCCAGGAUCAAACCACGCCAACCACACGGGAGGUUCGAGCCUUGACCAUCUAAAUGGCAGCACCCCAUCACCUUCCUCUGCCGCACCCAGCUUGCCUCCAGCACCGCUCCCCAAGUUGCCUCUAUCUUCCUCUGGAGCUCAACCUCUGCCCCCGCCCAUUCCCAACGCCCUGCACCCAACGAGCACCCCGCUCUCUUCCUGCCUGGGCUCACAGCACAGCCUGAGUGGGGACAAUUCCCCGGUCUACAAUGCCCUCUUUUACUCCUCCCACUCCCCCUCCAUGGACCGAGAGAGGGACAGGGAGCGUGAAAGGGAGAGAGUUGAGCGAGAGCGGGGCAGCAAGCACAGGCAGGCCAGUCCUUUGGUUCAUCGCAGGGACAGUAACCCCUUCACCGAAAUCGCCAUGAGCUCCUGUAAGUACACAGGGGGUGUCAUGAAGCCUCUGAGCCGCCUCAGCGCUUCCCGGAGAAACCUCAUCGAGUCCGACAGCAGCAGCGAAACCAAAGAAGGCGGCGUUUUGGCUGUCGCAGGGGUAUCGGCCGCUGGUGGACACGACCGACCACGAGACGCCCCAUCUACCUGCUCUAUGACCCAGUCAUCCUCUCAUCCACCUCCAAUUCAAAGCCCGCCAGAGAUUGUGAUUUCCUCCAAAGAAGACUCACCGUACCUCAGACGAGGGUAUGACAUCACUGACUCAACAUCCAACCAAGUGUCUAUCUACCACCAGAACCACGCACUAGUGGAAAGCAGGCGGACACAGACAGAUCGGGGCAGCAGGCAGAGUGGGGUGGGGACGGUGGGCACCGGGGCCAGGGGCAGCACUUCCAAAGCUCCAAAACGAAAGAACCAAAACAUUGGCUAUAAGCUGGGGCAUCGUAGGGCUCUGUUCGAGAAGAGGAAGAGGCUGAGUGACUACGCCCUCAUCUUUGGAAUGUUUGGCAUCGUCGUCAUGGUGAUUGAAACGGAGCUGUCGUGGGGCGUCUACUCCAAGAGCUCCAUGUACUCCCUGGCACUGAAGUGUCUGAUCAGCCUGUCCACAGUCAUCCUGCUGGGACUCAUCAUAGCCUACCACGCACGAGAGGUUCAGUUGUUUGUCAUAGACAACGGAGCGGACGACUGGCGCAUCGCCAUGACGAUGGAGCGGGUUCUGCUGAUUGCUCUGGAGCUGCUGGUGUCUGCCGUGCAUCCGGUGCCUGGGGACUUUAAAUUUCAGUGGCGGGCCCGGUUGGCCUUCUCGUACACGCCUUCGCAGGCCGAGGCUGACCUGGACAUGGUGCUGAGCGUGCCCAUGUUCCUGCGCCUCUACCUCAUCGCCAGAGUCAUGCUUCUGCACAGCAAACUCUUCACUGAUGCCUCCUCCAGGAGUAUAGGUGCCCUAAAUAAGGUUCAUUUUAACACACGGUUUGUAAUGAAAACCCUCAUGACCAUCUGUCCCGGGACGGUGCUGCUGGUCUUCAGCAUCUCUCUGUGGAUCAUCGCUGCGUGGACCGUACGAGUGUGUGAGAGGUACCAUGAUGCUCAAGAUGUGACCAGUAACUUCCUGGGUGCCAUGUGGCUCAUCUCUAUCACUUUCCUCUCCAUCGGCUACGGAGACAUGGUUCCUCACACCUACUGUGGCAAAGGCGUGUGCCUGCUCACAGGCAUCAUGGGCGCGGGCUGUACCGCUCUGGUGGUUGCCGUGGUAGCCAGGAAGCUGGAGCUGACCAAGGCCGAGAAACAUGUGCACAACUUCAUGAUGGAUACCCAGCUCACCAAGAGGAUAAAGAACGCAGCAGCUAAUGUGCUGAGGGAGACCUGGCUCAUCUACAAGCACACCAAGCUGAUGAAGAAGAUCGACCACUCCAGAGUCCGCAAACACCAGAGGAAGUUCCUCCAGGCCAUACAUCAAUUACGCAGCGUAAAAAUGGAGCAGAGGAAACUCAGUGAUCAGGCCAACACACUAGUGGACCUCUCGAAGAUGCAGAGCGUCAUGUACGAGCUCAUGUCCGAGCUCAACGACCGCAGUGAGGAUUUGGAGCGGCAGAUGCUGUCCCUGGAGCAGCGGGUGGAGCAGCUCACCGCGGGCUUCAAUGCCCUGCCCGCGCACCUCUCGGCCACCCUCAGCGCCCAGCACGCCGCCCUGGUUCACCUGCUCAGAGAACGGGACACAAGGGACUGCAGGGGAGGUGGAGGAGGAAGCGUAGGAGGUGCUGUUGUCCCGCUGUCCCCAUCUACAUCUCUCACUACUGCACCCGUUUCUGUUUCUCCGGUCCAGGUGACUGCGCCUCCUCCACCCUUAGCACAGAUCUCAGCUUUGUCCUUAGAGACUCCACUGUCGCCCCCGCCCCUGAGCCCUGAGGGGAUCCUGGAGGCCAGUCCCAACCCCAACACAUCCACCUCCAGCUGCUGAGGAGCAGGCAAACACAGACAAACCAGGGAGACAGGAGGGGGGCUGUGCAAGUCUUCUCACAUCAAACUAAAGAGAAGAAAUGGAGGAGAAGGAGGAAGAACUUGUCGAGAUCCUCUGAAACUGUCGCCCGUGGUUGGCACUGUGAGGAGUAA